This is a messenger RNA of Aspergillus japonicus CBS 114.51, 2169 nucleotides long. RefSeq lists its product as uncharacterized. NCBI's taxonomy places the organism in Eukaryota, Fungi, Ascomycota, Eurotiomycetes, Eurotiales, Aspergillaceae. The transcript is spliced from 2 exons. The annotation marks the transcript as partial. The record is from RefSeq and is a predicted model, not a curated record.
AUGCCCAAGCGGCUUUUCAAGAAACUACGGCGACCCAAGGAGAAAACACUGUCGGAAAAUGAAAUCAUACCGAAAGAGGAGCAUACAACUUCACCAGAGAAGUUAGAAUGCAAGCCAGAAGAGCUCCCCCACUCGACCUCUCAACCCAACGAUCUCUGGACCUUGGCCGAGCAAAAAUUGAAACAGAACCCUGAAUUGGCCGAAGUUCUAUCGGAAUCGAUUAGUAUACUGGGAUUUGAAAAUAGUCAUGAUGUGCAACACGGUGAUCCAAGUUACCACAAACAACUCUGCAAUUUCCUUAAUGCCAAAGCAGCCGAAGUCGAAGCCGAAACCGAAGCAAAAAAAUGGGUAGUUCGCCUGGGCGACCAUAGUAUUGUUGUGCGAGACCAGCUCAACAAAGUGUUCAAAAACAUCCUCGCUGUUAAGGAGGUUGUCAGUACGGCUGCAAGUGCGAGCCCGCCCGCCUCCAUCGCCUGCGCUGGUGUCAUGGUGUGCUUUACGAUGAUCCUUCAAGCAGUAGAACAGCAUGCCGUCCUUCUACGAGGAUUAGACCUGAUUUCGGAGUCCAUGGUUCGACUUCGCGCGAGAGAAGAUCUGUACUUGACCUCCCAGACGGGCCAGGAAACAGAUCUCGUCAAACAACUUAAAGAGUUUUUGACCUCUCUUUGCUGCAAGAUCCUUGAGUUCCAGGCUCGCGCGCUCUGCUAUUUACAUAGACGCUCAGCUGGGCAGUUUCUAAGAAACUUUUUGGACUCGGAUGGUUGGGCUAGCCUGUGCCAAGAUAUUGAGAGACAUGAAAAGUCCAUCGAAACUACAACUUCCCUCAUGGAAGCCAGAGACACAAGGCAGAAGCACCAAGAUCUUCUAGAACGGAUUGAAGUGAUCCGGAAUGCUGCACACCAACGCGAUCUAUGGGCGACAACAUCGGCUCGAGAUGAAAGGAUCAAAAAGUUUCUCAAGUUACUCUACACUUGCCCCUACAAGGAUCGAAAGAACAGAAAUGAUAAGCGUGUGCCCGGAACAUGUGAAUGGUUCACAACACAUGGUACCUUUCAAAGGUGGCAACAGAGUUCUCCCAAUGACCUCGCUGGUCUCUUAUGGGUCUCAGCCGAUCCAGGUUGCGGCAAGUCAGUCUUAACCAGAUACCUAGUUGAUGACCUUCUUCUCAACGACAAUGAACGAACCGUCUGUUAUUUCUUCUUCAAAGAUGACUUUACGGACCAGAAAAGUGCAACAGGUGCACUGGCAGCUAUCUUACGUCAACUGUUCAUUGCACAGCCACAGCUUUUACAAGAUAGAGACCUAGAUAAGCUGGAGACUGAUGGAGAAAAGCUUGUUCAAUCACGGGUUGAGUUAUGGAACAUGCUUAUAUCUGCUGCCUCUCGUCUAACGACCGGAGAAAUUAUUUGCAUUCUGGACGCAUUAGACGAGUGUCAGGACCAUGCCCAGCUUAUCAAAGAAGUUAGGGAGUUCUACUCGGGACAACACCGACAAAGCAAGCUCAAGUUCUUGAUGACAAGCAGACCAUACGACCACAUACGUCGUGGAUUCUCGGAUCUUGAGGCAAGACUACCUACGAUUCACUUGAGCGGUGAUGGCGAGGAAGAAGUCCAGCAAAUAGCUCGUGAGAUCAACCUCGUCAUUGAGAAAAGAGUUUUUGAUAUCAGUAAACAAAGAUCGCUCGAGGAAGCCGAACGCAGUAUGCUCGAGCGCCAACUGACUGCCGCUGAGAAUAGAACCUACUUGUGGGUUAGUCUUACCAUGGAUGUUCUCGAAAACAAGACCGGAUUGACGAAAGGCGAGGUCCGCCGGGUUGUACAGAAUCUCCCGGAAACCGUUGAAAGCGCCUAUGAAAGAAUCCUGGACCGGAGUGCGGACAAACCUAAGGCUAAAGUUCUUCUUCAUAUUAUUAUAGCUGCGGUAAAGCCGCUCUCACUGGAAGAGCUAUCUCUGGCCUGGGCAAUAAAAAUUCAUGCACAUUGCGAAACCCUUCCAGAUUUAAGUGAAGACAUCGAACCGAAAGAGCGCUUCAGACAGACUCUCAGGGAUUUGUGUGGCCUCUUCGUCGUUAUCAUAGAUGAAAAGGUUUACCUCCUGCACCAAACGGCGAAGGAAUUCUUGGUCUCGCGCGACAGUUUCGCUUUUGAGAAGAUUAAGUCUGAAGUUACA